AUGCGGCCCGCGCCGCGGGGCGAUCGCUUGCACCUCUGGCGCGUCGCCGAGGUCGCGGCGUCGCUGCAGGCGGCGGUGGAGCCGUCGUUCGGUCCGAGAUAUACCGACGAGGACGACGACGACGCUGGGUUGGGUCGGAAGGGAUGGAGCGGGGCGGACGCGCUCGAGUCGACGCGCUCGGCGCAUCCCGCGGCCGCCCUGAUCGCUCGCGUCGUGCGACAGCACGCGGACAAGUGCGGCGACGGUUCGCGCGCCAUGGUCGGCGCGAUCGCCGCGGGCCUAAGGCGCGCGGCGGAGGCGUGCGGCGAUGGCCCUCCCGACGGGCCCGUCGCGCGCGAGAGGCGCGCGCGGUUGGUGAACGCGCUCGUCCGCCUCUCGCGCGGCGACGCCGCCGCGGUGCUCUUCGAGACGCUGACGCGCGUUGCCGUCGUGGUUCCCGUGCCCCGCCACGGCCGAUGGGCGCGGCGGCGAAGCGGCGAUGCCGGCGCGGCCGACGACGACGGUGGCACGCGAUGGUGGCAUCGCGACGACGCCUUUCGAGCGGCGGCGAGGUCAGUCGCCGGGACGGUCAUAGCCGGCGCCGUGGCGUCGCGCGAAACGCGCGCGCGACUCGCCUCCGUCGUCGCGUCCCUCGUCACCAACACCCUGCGCGCCGCAUCCGAGGAUGACGGGGCAUUCGAAGACGACGAUGACACGGCUGGCGGCGACACGGAUCACGCGGCUUUCGUCCAUCGAACGCUUCGGGCGCUCGCGUCGGACCCUCCCCUCGUGCUCGCGCCUGGAGAUGGACACCACCCGCGGGCAGGCCAAUCCCGCUCGUGCGUCGUGGAGGGCGUGCUGGUGCGUCGUAACGGUCGUAACGGUCGUCGUGCUCGCGUCCCGGGUGUCGACGGCGAGUGCGGCGUCGUCGUCAUGUAUCGAACCGCGCCGACCGACGAACUCGACGACCGUUACGACCGUUACGACGCACCCACGCGUGUUGAACUCGCGUGUUCCGAGACGAGGCUGGCGGGGUGGCGACGGGAGUCCGCGGCGCAACGCGCGGGUGUGUUGGCGCGGCGUCGCGUCCGGCUGGUGUUUUGCACGGAGGAGGCGGGGGACGACGCGGUCGAUUCAUUUGCCGAAAACGGGAUCGAAAUUGUACAGGGCGUGUCCGAACUCGACGCUCUACGCGUCUGUCGCGUCCUGCGCGUCCUCCCGUGCACCUCCUCGCUCCCGAACGCGCUCGAGACGUGCGACGUCGGCAUCGUGGACGGGCUCUCGGCGCAGCGCAUCGGCGGCGACGCGUUUGCGUACCUUCGAACCGAUCGAGCGUUUACCGGGAUAAUUCACGGGGUUGAUUUUGUUCAAGCGAGGGCGGCGAGGAACUUGGUGGCCCGCGCGCUCGCCGCGGUGGCGACGGCGUCGGUGCCGUCCGUGCACCCCGUCGCGGAGCUCGCGGGGGAGGAGGGGCGGGCGGGUGCCGAGGGGGGUGCCGAGGGUGCCGACGGGGUGCCGAGGGGUGGGUCGCUGACGCUGGUUCCCGGCGCGGGGGCGGCGGACUCGUGCGUCGUCGCCGCGGUGAAGGAGCGGCUCGACGAAUUACGAGCGGGGAACAUGUUGCGGACUCGGGACAAAGACGGGGACGGGGGUUUUCUCCCUCCAGCCGACGCGGCGGCGACGACGGCGGCGUGGGAGGUGCUGCUCGCGACGGCGCGCGCGUGUCCGGCGAUGUUGGCGUCGUCGGCGUGCGAUCGACGCGCGCGACGGUACCGCGACGAGGACGGCGGCGGCGGCUGCGACGACGACGACGACGACGACGCCGCCGCGUCGAUCGUCGUCCGAACGUGGCCGCCGGUCGACGACAGACAACGUUCGGACGUCGCGGCGAUUCCUGUCCCAAGUUUUCGCGAUCAUUCCGGCUCUCGGUCGGUGAAGACCCGUUCCUUCUCCGCCGCGCGUCUGGUCGCGACCCUGCACGCCGUGAACGCGUCCGCGAUGCGAUCCACCGACCGACGGGUACCCUGCGUCGGCCUGCUCGUUCCAGGCGCGUCGUGCGAGGCGUUCGUGCCGGGCACCGCGUCGGCGAUGUUCGACGAGCCGCCCAUCCCCGACGCGCUCGUUCGCGCGAUAGAGACGGGGGAACGGCGGUACACGGAAAGUACACAGCUGGCGGACCCGGGGAAGGCGUCGACGUUCGAGGCGUUGGCGGGAAAGUACGCGGCGUUGAUCGGCGCGCUGGACGUCGUGACGGCGCUGGCGAGGAUAGACGCGGUUCUCCCCGUCACGCGGGGCGUCUCCGUCGCGGCGUUUUCGAGAACCUUUGGAGCGCGUCGACUUCGCGGUUCGAGCUUCGAGGGUGCCGAGGGUGCCGAGGGUGCCGACUCCGACGGGGACGGGGCGUCGUCGUACGCGGAGGAUGGCGACGAUACCGACUUUGACGACGAUUGA
This is a messenger RNA of Micromonas commoda, 2430 nucleotides long. RefSeq lists its product with no specific name. The coding region runs from base 1 to 2430 and encodes 809 amino acids. Gene Ontology annotation, biological process: chaperone-mediated protein complex assembly. The record is from RefSeq and is a predicted model, not a curated record. The transcript has a single exon. Lineage: Eukaryota; Viridiplantae; Chlorophyta; Mamiellophyceae; Mamiellales; Mamiellaceae.